AUGAGUAGCCCUUCUAAAGUCACCUGUCCCUAUUGCCCGGGUUCUCCUAAACUUUAUGUUGUGCCUAGAGGUCUAAACGUCCAUAUUACAAAGGUCCAUAGGGAUGUUGCUUCACAGGACCGAAAUACCCUGGGGGUUCCUGGGCCCAGCGCAAGCGCUCAAAUGCCCACAAACAACAGCAGCAGUUCUUCGCGGGUGGCGUCUACAUCUGCUCCUCAGGUUUGCCUGGAUACAUUGGGCGAACUUAAAGGGAAGGUCAAUGUUUUAAAACAUAUUCCUAAAGGGGCAAGAUGUUUGGUUGCGGGGAAAUUGUGUGAGGUCAUUGACAGGUGCAUACGGUCCAAUGCUGUUGAAGAUUGGUUUACUCUGUUGACGUUCUCAUUUUCGGUACUUAGGGUUCCUGAAAAAGGUACGAAAUCGUUAACGUCUAAAGUUAAAGAAAACGUAGACUGUACAGCAUUGUUUUUUCCGGAGAAUACUUCGCGGAAGUCAAGGUCUUUGGUGCAAAAUAUAGAAAGUAAGGUGCACGAUGGGGACCUGAGAGGCGCAGUUCGCUUACUUUUGUCAGAUUCAUCACUAGCGCCUACCAAUGAGGAAACUGUGACGUCUCUCCGCGAGAAGCAUCCAGCACCUUCUAGACCACUCGUAGUGCCCCCUGCGCCAGAGGUUCCGGUUGAUCCCAUAACAGUGACAGUGCCAGAGGUAAAGGAGGCAAUAGCGGGUUUUUAUAAUGGAUCGGCGGCCGGGUUAGACGGUUUGCGUCCGCAACACUUAAAAGAGUUAACGUCUUGUACGUCGGGCAGCAACGGUCCUCGUCUACUAGAAUCGUUGACGAAGUUGUGCAACUUUCUGUUAAGGGGCUCGCUUAACUCUAUAAUUUGUCCAUAUAUGUAUGGCGCGUCACUGUGUGCCCUUGCGAAAAAGGAUGGGGGUAUCAGGCCCAUUGCCGUGGGAUGCACAAUUCGACGCCUUGCAGCCAAGCUUUGCUGUCGGGCUGUUAGGGACCGAAUGGCAACUUAUUUUCGGCCUGUUCAGAUAGGUUUUGGGACCGCGCGGGGAUGUGAGGCAGCGAUUCAUGCCACUCGGGCAUAUGCACUCGCGAAUGAAGGGUCAGAUGCGGUUAUUCUUAAAGUAGAUAUUAAGAAUGCGUUCAACAGCGUUGAAAGAGACGUCAUUCUAAAUGAAGUAGCGAACCAGGUGCCCUCCCUCUUUCCAUUUCUGCACCAAUGCUAUUCGACACCGAGCAACUUACUUUUUAAUGGGACCACCAUUUCGUCGCAGGUUGGUGCUCAGCAGGGUGAUCCGUUAGGACCUCUUAUAUUUUGCUUGGCAAUUCAGAAAGUUGUUUCUUCUCUGGAUUCACCCCUAAAUGUUUGGUACUUGGACGAUGGGACUAUUGGGGGUAGUCCAGAGACAGUGUUGAAUGACCUUCAUAAACUCGUGCCAGCGUUGAGGGAGAUAGGUCUGGAGGUGAACCCUGCUAAGUGCGAGCUUUUUUGCUGCGACUCGUCUGUUGGUGUACGGACAGAUUUUGAAGAGGUGUUGCCCGGCUUGCGGUACCUUCAGAAAUCUUCUUUGUGCCUUUUAGGAGCGCCAAUUUUCCCUGAGGGUGUCGGUGCUGCACUUGAAGAUAAAAGGUUAGCGUUGGUUCGGGCCAAGGAACACCUGGGAAACUUGUCUGCGCAUGUUGCGCUUAUUCUGCUGCGGAACUGUUUUGCUGCACCGCGUAUAAUGUACAUUCUAAGAACAGCUCCAACCUGGUUGUUUCAAUCUGAAGUCGCAGCGUUAGACGAGACAAUCAAGGGGUGCUUGAAUCCAUCUUGA
Messenger RNA from Leguminivora glycinivorella, 1824 nucleotides. RefSeq lists its product as uncharacterized. The record is from RefSeq and is a predicted model, not a curated record. The transcript has a single exon. Bases 1 to 1824 code for a protein of 607 amino acids. Lineage: Eukaryota; Metazoa; Arthropoda; Insecta; Lepidoptera; Tortricidae.